AUGGCAGCAAACGAUGUCCCAUGUUGUGAAACGAUGUUUUGGGUGUAUCUAGUGAUAUGCAUCGCGCUUGUUUGUUUCGCAGGACUCAUGUCUGGCCUUACUCUAGGACUGAUGUCUCUCAGCCUAGUUGAUCUCGAAGUCCUCAUCAAAGCUGGCAAGCCAGAAGACAGAAAGAACGCUGAAAAGAUUCUUCCUAUUGUCAAGAAUCAGCACUUGUUGCUCUGCACACUCCUCAUAUGUAACGCCCUAGCCAUGGAGGCACUUCCUAUUUUCGUCGACUCUCUUCUCCCCGCCUGGGGUGCUGUGUUAAUCUCAGUUACACUCAUACUCGCAUUUGGAGAGAUUAUCCCUCAAGCUGUGUGCUCCCGAUACGGAUUGAACAUUGGUGCCAGGCUAUCAGUAGUGGUUCGACUGCUAGUCAUAAUUGUUUUUCCUAUAUCAUACCCCAUCAGUAAGCUUUUGGACUUGCUGCUUGGGAAGGGGCACUCUGCUCUGCUGAGGCGUGCGGAGCUGAAAACACUUGUCGAUAUGCAUGGAAAUGAGGCAGGAAAAGGGGGUGAAUUGUCCCACAAUGAAACAACCAUUAUCUCUGGAGCACUAGACUUGACUGCAAAGACAGCGAAAGAUGCAAUGACACCAUUAUCUUCAGUAUUUUCUCUAGAUCUUAAUGCUAAACUCGACAAUGACACAAUGGGUCUAAUAUUGAGCAAAGGGCAUAGUCGGGUGCCUGUCUACUUGGGAAGCCCGGCUAACAUUGUUGGGCUUGUACUGGUAAAGAAUCUAAUAAAGAGCCGUCCAGAAGAUGGAACUCCAAUCAGAAAUCUAACCAUAAGAAGAAUACCAAGAGUUCAUGAGUGCCUACCACUGUACGACAUACUAAACCAAUUCCAGAAAGGGCAAAGCCAUAUGGCCGUAGUGGUUAAGAGCACUACUCCCCUGAAUGAUGUUAUAGAGAGUGCAAGUUCAAAAUCAAAUUCAGCACAGAGACAAACAGACAGAACCAUUAAUGUCGAUUGUUUAGUUUCUACCCCUCAUAGAGAUGAAGAAGUUCUUGGCAUAAUAACAAUGGAGGACGUUUUAGAAGAACUACUUCAGGAACCAAUAUAUGAUGAAACUGAUGAUUAUGUUGACUUGCAUAACCAAAUUAAAAUCAAUCUGAUUACUAAUGGGAAAAUGUCAUCACAAUCUCCUGGAAAGCUACGUACCCCAACAGCUUCUCCCUAUUCUUCAAGCCAUCAAACUCCAUUUUCAUACCACCAGACAGCUAUGACGCGCUCCCCCCUCUCUCCCUACAUUCAAUCGCCUAUUAGCAGGCCACAUAUUUCAUCUUCCACUGGAAACUCUGCACCGGCUUCUCCAGCUGGAAUCAAGCAUCCUCAGGGCUCUCCCUCUAUCUACAAUCAGGCUCAACGAAAAUCAUACGAGAAGUUUAGAAGGCUUGACCAUCCAUAACUUAUCGUCUUCUUAAGAUUGAAAUAAGCAGCGAAUUGAUCAUUAAUUCUCCUAUGACCGUCUGAUUCGUCUGCAAGCCUCACUGGAUGCACAUGUUUUGCCCCACUUACAAAUUGAUCACACUCCUUGAUCAUCUAAACCAAAUCUUCUACUUGUAAGUGGCAAUGUGCUACCAGAGUAAUCACUAUGUGUUCCCCAUCUCCAUUGUAUUUGUUGUAUACAAGAACUACCUGUCUAUGAAUGGCGGAAUAUAGCAGAGUUUUUGCCCAA
Messenger RNA from Salvia hispanica, 1722 nucleotides. RefSeq names its product DUF21 domain-containing protein At5g52790-like. The record is from RefSeq and is a predicted model, not a curated record. Lineage: Eukaryota; Viridiplantae; Streptophyta; Magnoliopsida; Lamiales; Lamiaceae. Gene Ontology annotation, biological process: intracellular manganese ion homeostasis; magnesium ion homeostasis. Gene Ontology annotation, cellular component: cytoplasm.